Cuscuta europaea is the source of this 2048-nucleotide messenger RNA. Lineage: Eukaryota; Viridiplantae; Streptophyta; Magnoliopsida; Solanales; Convolvulaceae. The record is from the annotation of a GenBank genome assembly.
CAGAGACCUUUUUCUACACAUUUCAUACACGCCCGGCUUUUUUUCUUUGAAUAGGCUUCCCAAACAAAAAAGUUUUUUUGAAAAUUGAGAUAGUUUACAGGGGAGUAGGAGUAUGUUAUAGCCUAAUUAGGAGUAUCAUUUGGUCGCGAAAUGCACUUUCAAUUAACGACUUCAUCGUGACAGCAACCUUCUUCUUGGCACCAAGAUUCUAACUUUCGGCUCAAUUGGCCGGCGAUGAUUCAAUCUAGAAAACAGCUCCGAGUCAUGAUCGCCGGAAAAUUAAAGGAUAAAGCGUCGCUGAUGAAGGCAUCCCUCACGGCGAAACGCACAGUUUCAUCAAUCCGGGUCGCCAUCAUUAGAGCCACCACCCACACCUCCACAUCCCCACCACCGGAGCACCGCGUUGCGGCUCUCCUUGACUUCGGUGACCGGCCUCCGGCGGUGAUAUGCGCCUGCGUCGGUGGCAUCAUGGACCGCCUCCACGGGACCCACAACCCUUUCGUGGCCCUCAAGUGUCUCUACGUCAUCCACACCCUCAUAGUCAAGGGCUCCCUCUCGUUCAAGAACCAACUCUGUUUCUAUCCCGCCGGCGGCGGCGGCCUUAGUUCUCUCAAUCUUUCCAACUUUAGAGCAAAUGCCGGCGCCGGAGUGGGAGCGCUAGAGUUAGCCGCGUGGGUGAGAUGGUACGCCGACGUAGUAGAACAGAAUAUAACGACGUUCAGAGUUCUUGGUGACAAUUCAUACGUUUCUUGCUCCUCGAGAAGAUCGAUAAACUUCGAGAAUAUAUACCCCAAGAAUCGCGAAUACUCCGGCGAUGAUAAGGAGAUGGAAUGUUUGGUCGGCGCGGUGGAGGGAAUCUGCGGGGCGCCGGAAUCUUUGGACUGGCGGAAGAACGACGUCGUGCAUGAGGUGAUGAGCAUGGUGGCGGAGGACUACCGGUCGGCUCAGUACCGAGUCGUGUUGCGGCUCAGUGAGUUGCAUGAGCGAGUUGGGAAGCUGAGUUACGUGGAGUUGACCGAGUUGAGGUCCUGGUUGGAGCGACUGGAAAAGUGCAAGGAGAGGAUGGUGGAGCUGUUCAUAAGGCGGCGGAACGGCACGUUCUGGGAAGUGGUCCGGCGGACGAAGGCGGAGGUUGAGCGGGUGAAGGAGGAGUGGGAAAUGCAGAGCAUGGUGUUGUGGAAUGGCGAUGGGGGAAAGUGAAGUCAACGUAGCGGGUGGACGUGUUGAAUGGGUCAUAAAGGAGAUGGACAUUUUUGCCAUGCAUAUAUGUUGAUAGUCAACGGCAAGAUUUUGCACAAAAGUUUACACAUUUAUACCUCAAUUGUUAAGAUUUUAGAUAUACGUAGUACGUAACAUUUUGAUUUUGAACAGAUUCAUAAUUUCAUAUGUAGAAAAAAAUGUAGAAAAAAAUUGCUUCCAUGUGAAAUAUUGUACGGUUUCUCUCCAUGUACGUUUACUAAUAAGAAAUUGUUUGAAUUCCAAAGUAAGCACAAAAAUGCUAUAAGUAUUCCAAUCCUAUCCCAAUUUGUACCUCAUAUAAAAACCUUCCUAUUUUUACCAUUUUUUUACUCCUUCAAACAUCUCUCAUCUCACACCCUCUCUUUCUUUCUCCCAUCCGUCUCUUGCUAUUCUCUCACCCCAUUCUCAUUUUUUCUCCUCUUUUCAUUUCAAGAGUUCUCAUCUCCAUUUUUGAAGGUUUCAAGAUCUCCCCAUCUAGUUGUCUCUAAGGUAUUCACUUCAAGAUGACGAAUGACUUAAAAUGUAAGGUUGAAAAAGUGUUCUAAGCGGAUGCUAAUUCAUUUACAAAUAUGAUACCGUGUGUGACUUCUUUUGCAAUGGAGAAACAAAUGCAAGGAUGCUAAAGUAUAUAGUGUUGGGGAAAUGUGCCCGUUUUGAACUUGUGAUUUUUUGAACAUGUAUUUUUUUCAUAUUAUAGUUGGAAAAAUGUGUUGAAUAUUGUAUAAUGUUACAUGUUCAAUGUUGAACAAUUGGAUUCAUUUUUUUUUGAACAUGUGUAAGUUUUUACAAAUAUUACAUUUACAAUUAUC